CUGUCACCAACUCAAGCAGAUAGGACCUCUGUUUACCAUCUCAUCCGAAGGUCAACACACGCAGGGGUGCACCCUUGUGCUGCACUAAAGUGUCAGUCCUGGAAAAAUGAACCCAAUCACCGGGAACAGGACUACAACCCCCACCAUCAAAUCACGAAGCCCAGAGUUUUGAGCAGCACAUUAAAUCAGAGUUUUCCAUGCUGCACCAGUUUCUGCAGGACAAGGAACAGCAGCUGAUUCAAAAGCUUAAGGAUGAAACAACAACAAUUACUGGAGAAAUGAAGGAAAACUUGAGGAAAAUUGAAGAGAAGAAUGAAACCAUUCAGAGGCAGAUAUCAGCCAUUCAGUCAAAACUGCAGCAGGAGGACCCUCUUCAUUUUCUCACAGGCAUCGAGGAUGAAAUAGAAAGGGCCAUGAGGGAACAGGAAAAAGACGAGAGAAUUCAUGUUGAAUUGGUUUCCGAGAACCUGAGUACUGGGGUAUACAAAGGUCCCCUACAGUACAGUGUUUGGAAGAAAAUGCUGUCUGUUGUCAACCCUGACUCAUUGCUUCAUCAUGCUGUGAAAUAA
Molecule: messenger RNA, 569 nt
Organism: Protopterus annectens (West African lungfish)
Lineage: Eukaryota; Metazoa; Chordata; Ceratodontiformes; Protopteridae
Product: zinc-binding protein A33-like
Exons: 5
Coding region: 198-569 (123 amino acids)
Source: RefSeq, a predicted model, not a curated record